GACAGAGCCAACAUGGCCCGUUCUCUACUUCACCCACAAUCAUCCCAUCUACCAUCACAAAUAGUAGAACUACAACCGAGCUCGCCAAAAAGCUCAUCCACAAGAUGCCCAUGGCUCUUGUGUCACCCGCACGUUUCCUUGACUCAAACUCCUGCCCCUACCCAUACUGCGAGAAGCCAUCGUCGUGUUCUUUCUCACAUCCUCGCCCACCAUGUCUCGGCCUCAAUCGCCGGAGGAUCUACUUCCGUUCGAAGUUGGCCUAAAUCUAACGAUCCCACAGAUGAUGUUCGUCUCCGGCGAAACUGGCGAACCAUCUCCCGAAACGACUACUCUGAUUGAAUCCAUCGUGCAGGAUCAAGUGCAGCAUAUGCUGCGAGAGUGCACGGCUUUAGCUACACGCCGCGGUAGCAAAUCUAUAUCCACAGACGACCUCUUCAUGCUCAUUCGCCACGAUCGCGCAAAGAUUUCCCGGUUACGACACUUCCUUCAAUGGAAAGACGUUCGUCGUUCCGUCAAAGACUCAGAUGACAAAGGAGGCGAUGCCGGUGCUGACGUGGGAGCUGGAGAUGCAGACAUAGCUGCAGGCGUAGUAGGCGCAGGUGGUCCUGGCGCCGCCCCCGUCGAUGCGUCAAAGAAAGCCAAACGCGCCAAGGUCGACUUAGUCUGGGACGUACAAUCUUUCUUCACCGAAUUCCCACCCCAAAAAGACGAUGUUGAAGACGAGGAAGAAGAGGAGAUGAACUAUGCCACCCUGCAGCGCUUGAAGAAUGCAGACGAACGUACCAAGAACAUGACGCGUGAAGAAUAUGUCCAUUGGUCCGACUGUCGUCAAGCAUCCUUCACCUACCGCAAAGGCAAGCGUUUCAAGGAGUGGGCAGGCUUCGGCCUUAUCACCGAUUCUAAACCUUCCGACGACAUCAUCGAUAUCCUGGGUUUCUUGACAUUUGAGAUUGUGCAAACGCUUACAGAAGAGGCACUCAAAGUCAAGGAUGCAGAAGACUUGUACAAGAAGAACCAUGGUGGCGAGCAGAACCGACUCAAGAGAAAGAGGGAGAGGGGUCUGUUUGAUCCGCCUGAGGAGGCCAGGGAGCCAGUGCAGCCAAGUCAUGUGCAAGAGGGCUACAGAAGGCUGCAGAGGGGUAACAACAAGGCCAAGGCCAUGCUCAACUUCACGAGGAAUGUGCACAGGGCGGCGCUGAAGCUGAUCUAAUGGCAAAGCAACCCGACCUAGGUUGGAUCUGCACAUGGUGUUUGGACAAGGCGCUUCUGGUUAUUUGAUACCCUGAGCAGGUAAAAGGGUGUAUGGCGUCUAUGGCAAGGAUAUUUGGAAAUUCGCGAGCUUUUAGAAUGCGUGCUGUAAUUGGUUUGAGAGACGAGAACCGUUGGAGCAGGUAUCAUCACGAUUGUCGUAAACGCAAACAAUGCAUGAAAGCAGACCAA
This is a messenger RNA of Alternaria alternata, 1440 nucleotides long. Its product is annotated as TFIID-18kDa-domain-containing protein. Gene Ontology annotation, biological process: transcription by RNA polymerase II. The transcript has 2 exons. The record is from RefSeq and is a predicted model, not a curated record. Bases 212 to 1210 code for a protein of 332 amino acids. Lineage: Eukaryota; Fungi; Ascomycota; Dothideomycetes; Pleosporales; Pleosporaceae. Gene Ontology annotation, molecular function: protein heterodimerization activity; transcription coregulator activity. Gene Ontology annotation, cellular component: SAGA complex.